AUAAAAUCAUUAAACCCUCUCAACAAUUUUAUCAUCAUUUUGUUUCUCAAUGCAUUAAUUCAUACUCUUUCUUCACAUCUUUAAUCUUCUUCCAUUCCUCAUGAACCCUUCAGAAACAAUGAAGCUUCUUAGGAAAAAGCUUUCUCUUCCAAUCAUUAUUACCACAAUCUGCAUUCUUCUCUUCUCUAUAGUUUUGUUUGCUGAGAGGCUCAGUUUCAUUUCUUCCACUUCUAUUUUCAAGUUCAAAACAUGCCCUAGAAAGCACAUCAAAUCAAAAUCUAAUGACAGAAAAAUUGAGGAUGUGGUUUUAAAUGCCUCAUGGAUUGAUGAUAGGUUUGAUUUUGAUCCAGAAGAAUGCAAUGUUGCUAAUGGAAAAUGGAUAUUUAACAGUUCAAUAAAGCCUUUAUACUCAGAUAAAAGCUGUCCAUACAUAGAUAAACAAUUUUCUUGUGUCAAGAAUGGAAGGAAUGAUUCUGAUUAUCUUCAUUGGGAGUGGCAGCCAGAAGAUUGUACCUUGCCACAAUUUAAUCCAGAGAUAGCCCUCAAAAAGCUUGAAGGAAAGAGGUUGCUAUUUGUAGGAGAUUCACUUCAAAGAAACCAAUGGGAAUCAUUUGUUUGUUUGGUUCAAGGUAUUAUACCGGAAAAGGAGAAGUCAAUGAAACGAGGGCGCGUUCGUUCGGUCUUCAAAGCCAAGGAAUAUAAUGCUACUAUAGAAUUCUAUUGGGCACCAUUUCUUGUGGAGUCCAAUACUGAUAUUCAUAUAAUAGGGGAUCCAAAGAAGAGGAUAAUAAAAGUUGAUGAAAUUACUGAGCGUGCCAAAAAUUGGACAGGAGCUGAUAUCCUUGUUUUCAAUACCUAUGUUUGGUGGAUGAGUGGUCUUAGAGUUAAAGCAUUGUGGGGCUCAUUUAGCAAUGGAGAAGAAGGGUACGAAGAACUUGAUACAUCAAUUGCUUACAACUUAGGUUUGAGGACAUGGGCAAAUUGGGUGGACUCAACUAUCAAUCCAAACAAAACUAGAGUCUUCUUCACAACUAUGUCCCCUGCACAUACAAAAAGUGCUGAUUGGGGAAACAAGAAUGGUACAAAAUGUUUCAAUGAAACAAGACCAGUGAAAAAGAAGAAUCAUUGGGGAAGUGGUUCAAAUAAAGGUAUGAUGAGUGUUGUAGCCAAAGUUAUCAAGAAAAUGAAAGUUCCAGUAACAGUCAUCAAUAUUACACAAAUUUCUGAGUAUAGAAUUGAUGGUCAUUCCUCAGUUUAUACUGAAACUGGUGGCAAAUUGUUAAAUGAAGAGGAAAGGACUAAUCCAUUGAAUGCUGAUUGUAUACAUUGGUGUUUGCCUGGUGUUCCUGAUACUUGGAAUCAAAUAUUCUUUGCAAUGUUGUGACAAAUUAAGAUUUUAAGACCCUUUUUUGUGACAUGAAGAUGUCAAUUAUGUAAAACUAUGUGUUACAUGUGUCACAAAUGUCUAAAUGGAGAAAUUGCACAUAUAAGAUGGUCA
Messenger RNA from Medicago truncatula (barrel medic), 1498 nucleotides. Its product is annotated as protein trichome birefringence-like 3. Gene Ontology annotation, molecular function: O-acetyltransferase activity. The transcript has 6 exons. The record is from RefSeq and is a predicted model, not a curated record. Bases 101 to 1384 code for a protein of 427 amino acids. Gene Ontology annotation, cellular component: Golgi apparatus. NCBI's taxonomy places the organism in Eukaryota, Viridiplantae, Streptophyta, Magnoliopsida, Fabales, Fabaceae.